Lotus japonicus is the source of this 409-nucleotide messenger RNA. RefSeq lists its product as uncharacterized. The record is from RefSeq and is a predicted model, not a curated record. The coding region runs from base 82 to 255 and encodes 57 amino acids. Lineage: Eukaryota; Viridiplantae; Streptophyta; Magnoliopsida; Fabales; Fabaceae. The transcript is spliced from 2 exons.
AAAAGCCCAUAAAGGAACAAGAGAGUCCAAUUCUGAUGAAGUAAGCGCUUUCUUCUGGUUCUUUGUGUGCUUACUGUGAACAUGGAGUUGAAGAAUGUGGUGAAAGACAAGAAAUUCUGGGUAGCAUCCUUCCUCAUUGCUUGGGCUGCAGCUCUUCAGGGACACAUGAUGUGGUUGCAGCGCCAAGAUUCCUUCAAGCACAAAUUCCGCAACCUUGAUGAUGAUGAUCGCUCAGACGAACCCCAACCAAACUGACUCUACUCUCUCCUCCACUCCCAUACACCAACUUGUAUUCAUACAUCUAUCUAUGUAUGUCUUCAAUUCUACCCUAUGAAUAUGUGUGAUUGUUUCUCUAUUUGCACCAACACAAACAUUUUACAUAUCCCAAUGUAAGCAAAAUUUUCUAGUA